Messenger RNA from Anopheles maculipalpis, 5847 nucleotides. It is a transcript of the gene Ptp10D, whose product is annotated as tyrosine-protein phosphatase 10D. Gene Ontology annotation, biological process: protein dephosphorylation. Bases 34 to 5613 code for a protein of 1859 amino acids. Gene Ontology annotation, molecular function: protein binding; protein tyrosine phosphatase activity. The record is from RefSeq and is a predicted model, not a curated record. NCBI's taxonomy places the organism in Eukaryota, Metazoa, Arthropoda, Insecta, Diptera, Culicidae. The transcript is spliced from 13 exons.
GUGUGUAAGUGUGUUUGCUCCUAUGUAAACAAGAUGCAAUCAACGACGCUGGAAAGGAGAAAAAAGAUGCAACCGCCGACGAUGCAGCAUAACGAUAAACAACCGGAACGGUCCGGACCGGGAGCCAUACGGAGCAGGAAAAGCGAAGAACAUAGACGCUUGGGGCGACGGAAACUGGCACCGACGGGUAGCAGCAGUAUAUUGACUUCCGCCCUUGGGGCACGCGAGCUGUUCCAUUCGACUUUUCUUCUCCUGCUGCUAGCACAGCAAUGUUACGGUGCGGAUCUAGUGAUAGAAAUCCCGGGCAAUCAGGGUUUGGAUGAUUCGUUUUACCGGCUUGACUACUACCCACCGAUCGGCAAUCCGGCAGCGAACGCAACGAUCGCUUCGCGGGACGUUGGCGAUGAGAUACAGUUCUCGAACGGGCUGCCCGGCACGCGGUACAACUUCUGGCUGUACUACACCAACUCCACGCACAAGGACUGGCUCACGUGGACGGUAUCGAUCACGACGGCACCGGACCCACCGGCCAAUCUUACCGUCAUACCGCGCAGCGGCAAAAAUGUCAUCAUCAACUGGAGUCCACCACUGCAGGGCAACUAUUCAUCGUUUAAGCUGAAGAUUCUGGGUCUGUCGGAUAACUUCGCCACCAACCAGACGGUCGCGAUCGAAGACAACCAAUUCCAGUACAUGGUGCGGGACCUGACGCCCGGUGCAACGUACCAGGUGCAGGCGUAUACACUGUACGACGGCAAAGAAUCGGUCGCCUACACGAGCCGCAACUUCACUACAAAGCGCUAUCGGCACAAAGAUCUGCUGGACAUUAAGAUUCUGCGAGAACCUAACACGCCGGGAAAGUUCAUCGUGUGGUUCCGUAAUGAAACAACCCUACUUGUGCUAUGGCAACCGCCCUAUCCGGCCGGAAUAUACACCCACUACAAGGUAUCGAUUGAACCACCGGAUGCACUCGGCAGCGUGCUGUACGUUCAAAAGGAAGGCGAACCACCUGGACCGGCGCAGGCAGCUUUCAAAGGGCUCGUACCGGGCAGAGCCUACAACAUAUCUGUGCAAACAAUGUCGGAAGAUGAAAUAUCGCUACCGACCACCGCCCAGUACCGCACCGUGCCGUUGCGCCCGAUGAACGUGACGUUCGAUAAAAAGUCCAUCACAGAAAACUCGUUCAAAGUAAUGUGGGAAGCGCCGAAGGGUACCAGCGAGUUCGACAAAUAUCAGGUCUCGCUAUCCACGUCCCGCCGGCAGCAGGCCGUUUUGCGAAAUGACAAUGAGAAUAUGGCGUGGCUCGAGUUUAAGGAAAAUCUCGACCCGGGCAAAACGUACCAGGUGGUGGUGAAAACCGUGUCGGGAAAGGUGACAUCCUGGCCUGCCAACGGUGAUGUUACGCUAAAACCGCUUCCCGUGAAGCAAUUGCUAUCUUCCACCGAUAGCAAGACGGGUAUCAUAACCAUCUCCUGGAAGCCGGAUGAAGUAAGCACGCAGGACGAGUAUCGCAUCAGCUAUCACGAGCUGGAAACGAAUAAUGGUGAUUCGAGUACGAUGAGUACCAAUCAAACCUCGUUUGCGUUGGAAACGUUGCUUCCGGGGCGGAACUAUUCCGUAACAGUGCAGGCACUGUCGCGCAAGAUGGAAUCCAACGAAACGGUGAUCUUUGUCGUCACGCGACCCUCGUCACCGAUUAUCGAGGAUCUGAAAUCUAUUCGCGAGGGACUGAAUAUUAGCUGGAAGAGCGAUGUGAACUCGAAGCAGGACAAGUACGAGGUGACCUAUACACGCAACGAUACCAACGAUGGCAAGACUGUACUGACCACGGAAAGCCGGCUGGUGUUUACGAAUCUCUAUCCGGGCGCCGGUUAUGAAGUGAAGGUAUUCGCUGUGAGUCAUGGUUUGCGCAGCGAACCGCACUCCUAUUUCCAGGCUGUUUAUCCAAACCCACCGCGAAAUAUGACGAUUGAAAAGGUAACGAGUAACUCGGUACUGGUACACUGGAAACCUCCGGAGCGAUCAGAAUUCACCGAAUACUCAAUCCGCUACCGAACGGAAAGCGAAAAGCAAUGGAUACGGUUACCGUCCGUGAAAGCUACCGAAGCGGACGUUACGGACAUGACGCCGGGUGAAAAGUAUACCAUUCAGGUUAAUACCGUAAGCUACGGUGUGGAGAGUCCGAAUCCACAGCAAGUCAAUCAAACCGUGCGUCCCAAUCCAGUCUCUAACAUUGCUCCGCUGGUUGAUUCUAACAACAUUACACUGGAGUUCCCGCGUCCGGAGGGGCGUGUAGAAACGUACAUCAUACACUGGUGGCCAACGGAACAGCCUGAUCAAGUAUCGAUGAAGAAUUUCACCGAAACUAAUACAAUAUUACCAUAUCCAGGCACGCUGAGUGAUGAUGAGAAAGUCGUUGAAGAACCACCACUCGUGCGAUUGCUUAUCGGAGAUCUGAUGUCUGGUGUGAUGUACAAUUUCAAAAUCCAGACCAUAUCAUACGGUUUGACAAGCGAUCUGACUAAACUGCAAACGCGAACGAUGCCACUGAUUCAAUCAGAAGUGGUGAUUGUAAACAAUAUGCACACCCGGGACACGGUUACGCUCAGCUACACUCCUACUCCACAGCAGUCUUCAAAGUUCGAUCUGUAUCGUUUCUCGCUGGGAGAUCCAGCCAUUCCAGAUAAGGAAAAGCUAGCGAACGAUACCGAUCGGAAAGUUACAUUUACCGGUCUCACUCCUGGCCGGCUGUACAACAUAACUGUCUGGACCGUGAGCGGAAAGGUGUCAAGUCAACCGAUUCAGCGACAAGAUCGUAUGUUCCCAGAUCCGAUUACGAUGCUCGAGGCAACUGGUAUCAACGAUACAUGGAUUGCGCUGAAAUGGGACAUUCCGAAGGGAGAGUACACGUCCUUCGAGGUUCAGUAUCUGAUGAAUGAUUCACACUAUGUGCAAAACUACACAGUCAACAAUCACAUCACUAUUACCGAUUUGAAGCCCCACCGUAACUACACCAUUACCGUUGUAGUCCGCUCAGGAACGGAAUCAAGCGUGCUGCGGGUCAGUUUACCCAUUUCAGCAAACUUCCAAACCAAGGAAGCACUUCCGGGCAGGAUGGACAAAUUCGCACCGAUUGAUAUUCAACCAAGUGAGAUUACGUUUGAAUGGUCACUACCACCAAAUGAACAGAAUGGUAUAAUACGUCAGUUCACGAUCACAUACGGGUUGGACGGAUCACAGCAUACGCAAGUAAAAGAUUUCCGACCGAAUGAGCUGCGUGGUUCGAUCAAGGGACUGCAGCCAGGCAAAUCGUACGUGUUCCGCAUCCAGGCGAAAACGGCUAUUGGUUAUGGACCGGAGCACAUAUGGAAGCAGAAGAUGCCAAUCCUGGCGCCACCGAAACCGGAAACUCAAGUCGUUCCAACAGAAGUGGGUAGUAGUGCAACGACGAUUGAAAUACGCUUCCGCAAGCAUUAUUUCAGCGAUCAAAAUGGAGUUGUGACAACGUACACGAUUAUAAUUGCUGAAGAUGAUUCGAAGAAUGCCUCUGGGUUGGAAAUGCCUAGCUGGCGCGAUGUUCAGUCGUACAGUGUAUGGCCACCGUAUCAGGUUAUCGAACCGUACUAUCCGUUCAAGAACAGUUCGGUUGAGGAUUUCACUAUCGGUACGGAGAACUGUGAUGCGAAGAAGACGGGCUACUGCAAUGGUCCGCUAAAAUCGGGCACCACGUACAAGGUAAAGGUGCGUGCGUUUACCGCACCGGAUAAGUUCACCGAUACGGCCUACAGUUACCCUAUUCGCACGGAAACUAAAACAGCUCUUCUAUCGGUGGAUGCUCAAGACAAUACGUCCCUCAUCGUUUCGAUCACAGUGCCAUUACUGAUCAUCGCAAUGCUGGUAGGGGUAGUGCUGUUCCUUCGCCGCAGACGACACACCGGUCGUAAAACCACCGAACAACGGACCAAUGACAAUAUGUCCCUGCCAGACAGUACCAUUGAAACGAGCCGUCCGGUGUUGGUAAAGAAUUUUGCCGAACACUAUCGCAUGAUGUCAGCUGAUUCCGAUUUUAGAUUUAGUGAAGAGUUCGAAGAACUCAAACAUAUUGGCCGCGACCAACCAUGCACAUUCGCGGAUCUACCGUGCAAUAGGCCGAAGAAUCGAUUUACCAACAUUUUACCUUAUGACCAUUCCCGAUUUAAACUACAACCGGUUGACGAUGAGGAAGGCUCGGACUAUAUCAAUGCUAAUUACGUGCCAGGUCAUAACUCACCGAGAGAAUUUAUUGUGACGCAAGGUCCACUGCACUCCACGCGGGACGAUUUCUGGCGGAUGUGCUGGGAAAGCAAUUCGCGUGCAAUUGUGAUGCUAACGCGCACCUUUGAGAAAGGUCGAGAAAAGUGCGACCAUUACUGGCCGCACGAUACCGUACCAGUAUAUUACGGUGACAUUAAAGUGACACUACUUAAUGAUAGCCAUUACCCGGAUUGGGUCAUCACCGAGUUUAUGAUGACGAGAGGUGAACAACAGCGUAUUAUACGCCACUUCCACUUCACAACGUGGCCCGACUUUGGUGUGCCAAAUCCUCCUCAAACGCUUGCCCGAUUCGUGCGAGCGUUCCGCGAACGUGUCGGGCCCGAUCAACGGCCAAUCGUGGUGCACUGUAGUGCCGGUGUGGGCCGAUCCGGCACAUUCAUCACACUGGACAGAAUAUUGCAGCAAAUUCAGGUCUCAGAUUAUGUAGACAUUUUUGGUAUUGUCUGGGCAAUGCGGAAAGAACGUGUCUGGAUGGUACAAACGGAGCAGCAAUAUAUAUGUAUUCAUCAGUGUUUGCUGGUCGUGCUGGAGGGUAAAGAAGGCACGGAGCGUGAAAUUCACGACAAUCAGGGCUACGAAGAGCCCCGAGAUGACGAUGAUCAGCAAUCCGAGGAGCAGUUGCUGAUAGAAAAUCGUUCCGAUGAUGAUUUAGACGAGAUAGCGGUCCAACACCAAGAGAAUGGUGGCACUACUGGUGCUACUGUAGAAAAUCUUGAGCUGGAUCGCCGAAGAAGUGGAACUGUUGAGGUACUCGAUAAUGAGUUGGCGCUAAUACAGCAGGCCAAUUUCACCACCGGUGAAACGACUGAGGAGGAACUGCUGGAUGAUGAGGAAGAGGUUGAGGUUACUGUUGAUGGGCUAAUGAUAGUGUCAAGAAAACAGUCACAUAUCGGUUCCACAACGGCACCACCCGCAGGUGAUGGGAAGCAGCAGCAGAACUCUGGCAAUAAUGACCGGGACCAACCUUCCUCUGGACACGAUGAACGUUCUAUCAGUAGCGGAGGAACAAAUAGCAAUAACAGUGCCAACAGUGGAUACGAAUCCAGCCCUCAUAAGCGCCACUCAAUGACGGCCACCAGCCAGGACAGACGAUCGCUAAGCUUUUCCACCGGUGGGGGAGAAAUCAUCAGCAAAGUGGAUCUAACGAAUGGGGAUCCAAUGCAACAGCAGCAACAAACCCAUCAAGGAUCAGGAGGGCAGCAGCAGCAGCAGCCACAAAUCCUUCCUCCAACGCAACAGCAGCACCCUGCCCAUCAGCCAACGGUCGGCGGUGGAGGGAAGCUGUGGAAGGAAGAAAGAUGACAGUUAGAGAACGAUAGCGACAAUCGAAGCAGCGGCCGUAGCAGCAUCGUGAUCGCUAUCAACGACAACGAUAGUCAUGUAAAUAGUAACGCCUCGAAUGUAGUAAUUCUACGUGCGGACGGCGAUGACGACGAUCGUACGAUGGCAACGAAAGACGAUGAAACCGAAAUCGAUGACGGUAUCGACGGUUCGGAUGAGGGUGAUGAUGAUCUGAACGCUGUGGAGGACGGUGGU